Molecule: messenger RNA, 455 nt
Organism: Antrostomus carolinensis (chuck-will's-widow)
Lineage: Eukaryota; Metazoa; Chordata; Aves; Caprimulgiformes; Caprimulgidae
Product: neurturin
Exons: 1
Molecular function (GO): glial cell-derived neurotrophic factor receptor binding; growth factor activity; receptor tyrosine kinase binding
Source: RefSeq, a predicted model, not a curated record
ACAGCAGCUUGUUGGAGAGCUACACGGAGGGGGAGAUCCGGCAGCUGAUCUCGGCGCUGGUGGAGCGUUACAGCCAGGCCAUGAACUCGGGUGGCCACGCCCACGCCCUGCCUCUCUUCCCCCGGGCGGGCAGCCGCAGGAAACGCGCCCGUGCUCGCCACAAACCCUGCACCCUGAAGGAGCUGGAGGUGAGCAUCAGCGAGCUGGGGCUGGGCUACGAGUCGGACGAGACGGUGCUUUUCCGCUACUGCAGCGGCACCUGCGAGGCGGCCGUCCGGAGCUACGACCUCUCGUUGAAAAGCAUGAGGAGCAAGAGGAAGAUCAAGAAGGAGAAGGUCAGGGCUCGACCUUGCUGCCGGCCGCUGGCCUACGACUACGAUGUCUCCUUCUUGGAUGCCUACAACCGCUACUACACCGUCAACGAGUUCUCAGCCAAGGAGUGUGGCUGCGUGUGA